AGUAUCCCGGCCGCUCUCCGAGUGUCGGGGUUGCCACGGAAACAGCGGCGAUCCCGCUGGAACCGGGGAAGCGCCGGUGCUCCCGGUGUCACGCGCGCCCGCCGUGCCCACCGGGCCCCGCUGGCUGUCCCUGCCCGCGGGAGGUGGCCGACACCGGCCUGGGGGGUUUUCUGUAGGAAACCCCAUGGAAUUGUGGUGGAGCGGUCCCUGCAGGUGCCAUCCGCGCUCUGAGGGGACCGCGGGGGUUUCCCGCAGGGAGGGUCCGCCCUGGGGCAGCUCCAAGAUGCACAGGACCACCCGGAUAAAGAUCACGGAGCUGAACCCACACCUGAUGUGCGCCCUGUGCGGCGGCUACUUCAUCGACGCCACCACCAUCGUGGAGUGCCUGCACUCCUUCUGUAAAACCUGCAUCGUUCGCUACCUGGAGACCAACAAGUACUGCCCCAUGUGUGACGUGCAGGUGCACAAAACCCGGCCCCUGCUCAGCAUCCGGUCAGACAAAACCCUCCAGGACAUCGUGUACAAGCUGGUCCCAGGGCUCUUCAAAGAUGAGAUGAAGAGGAGGCGCAAUUUCUACGCUGCGUACCCAGUGGCUGAGGUUCCCCUGGGCUCGCACGAGGAGCGUGGCGAGGUGGCCGAGCGGGACCAGGGCGCGGGGCCCGAGGAUGAGAUCGUCAGUCUGUCCAUCGAGUUCCACCGGGACUGCAGGGAGGAGCAGAAAGGCGCCGUGGAGAACGGGGACCUGGACAAGGACAAGGCGCCGCCGUGCCCGCCGAGCCCGGGGCUGCGGUUCCUGCGCUGCCCCGCGGCCAUGACCGUGCUGCACCUGGCCAAGUUCCUGCGCAACAAGAUGGACGUGCCCAGCAAGUACCGGGUGGAGGUGCUGUACGAGGACGAGCCCCUGAAGGAAUAUUACACCCUGAUGGACAUCGCCUACAUCUACCCCUGGAGGAGGAGCGGUCCCCUGGCACUCAAGUACCGCGUCCAGCCCUCCUGCAAGCGGCUCAAGCUGCGCCCGGCGCUGCCCUCCGAGGGCACCAACACCAGCGGCGCCUCCGAGUGCGAGUCGGGCAGCGACAAAGCGCAGAGCCCCGGGCUGGCAUCGCCCCCCGCCCUGCCCGGCCCCGGCCACGGCCCCCCCGGGCCCGCCCUCAAUGGCUCCGCCGCGAACUGUCACCCGCUGCCACCCAGCUGCCACCCGCUGCCACCCAGCUGCCACCCGCUGCCCCCCGCCCGCGGCCGCAAAAGCGCCCUGAACGGCAGCGCGGGCUCGGCCCUGAGCUAAAAACCUCCGGGGGCUGCUGAAAACCCCCCUGGGACUCUGGAAAAUCAUCCUGGGACUCCAGAAAAUCCUUCUGAGACUCUGAUAACCCUCCUGGGACUCUGGAAAAUCCUCCAAGGACUCCGAAAAACCCUGCAGGGGCUGCUGAAAAUCCUCCUGGAACUCCUGCAGACCCUCCAGGAAUGCUCAAAACCCCCCAGGGAUUCCUAAAAAUCCUCCAGGGAUUCCUAAAACCCCUCCAGGGAUUCCUGAAAGCCCUCCAGGGAUUCCUGAAAGCCCUUGCAGACCUCUAUAAAUGUGGGUGUACAUAGGGACAGA
Motacilla alba alba is the source of this 1600-nucleotide messenger RNA. RefSeq names its product polycomb group ring finger 2 (gene PCGF2). The transcript has 10 exons. Gene Ontology annotation, cellular component: PRC1 complex. Gene Ontology annotation, biological process: negative regulation of transcription by RNA polymerase II. Gene Ontology annotation, molecular function: promoter-specific chromatin binding. Bases 185 to 1285 code for a protein of 366 amino acids. NCBI's taxonomy places the organism in Eukaryota, Metazoa, Chordata, Aves, Passeriformes, Motacillidae. The record is from RefSeq and is a predicted model, not a curated record.